This is a messenger RNA of Electrophorus electricus (electric eel), 4180 nucleotides long. It is a transcript of the gene syn3, whose product is annotated as synapsin III. The record is from RefSeq and is a predicted model, not a curated record. Gene Ontology annotation, molecular function: ATP binding. NCBI's taxonomy places the organism in Eukaryota, Metazoa, Chordata, Actinopteri, Gymnotiformes, Gymnotidae. Gene Ontology annotation, biological process: neurotransmitter secretion. Gene Ontology annotation, cellular component: synaptic vesicle; synaptic vesicle membrane.
UUGGCGAAAGCUGUAGCACGAAUCAUCCAAGUGUUGUGAGACGAGCGCAGGGCAUCCCCCCACGAACACAGAAAACAGACCGGAUAAACGCACCCUGAGGCAUCUCUCCUACCCAUUACCAGCACCACCACGCCACCAUGAACUACCUACGCAGGCGCUUGUCGGACAGCAGCUUCGUGGCCAACCUACCCAACGGCUACAUGAUGGACCUGCAGAGGCCCUCUCCUCCACCAAGCUCCACCAGCUCCCCGGCCUCCCCCGCCACGGAGAGGCGGCAGCGGCCUAUUGGGCCUGCCCAACCCCAGUCCCAGUCCCAGUCCCAGUCCCAGCCCCAGCCCCAAGCCCAGGCUCAGGCUCAGGCUCCACCUACCGCUUCCGGCAGCUUCCUUAGCUCCUUUUCCAGUGUGGUAAAGACAGCUCAGAUAGCCAGCGCUGUGCAGGCCAAAGUGGCAGCCCACGGGGACGCCUCUGCCUCUUCGUCCAAGCCGGCUGUCCGCAAGCCCAAAGUGCUGCUGGUCAUCGAUGAUGCCCACACAGAAUGGGCAAAAUAUUUCCGAGGGAGGAAGCUGAAUGGCGAGUAUGAGAUCCAUGUGGAACAGGCUGAGUUUUCAGAGAUCAAUCUGGCAUCUAACGUCACCACUGGCUGCAUGGUCAAUAUGCAGGUCCCACGAGGUGGCACCAAAGUUGUCAGGUCCUUCAAACCUGAUUUUGUUCUGAUUCGCCAGCAUGCCUAUAGCAUGACCCCAGGGGAGGACUUCAGAAGCCUUGUGAUUGGUCUACAAUAUGGGGGUGUGGCAAGCAUCAACUCCCUUCACUCCAUCUACAAUUUCUGUAGCAAACCCUGGAUUUUUUCACAUAUGAUCAACCUAUAUCAUGCCUUGGGUCCAGAGAAAUUUCCACUGAACGAACAGACUUUCUUCCCCAACCACACCCAGAUGCUGCAUGCUUCGACAUUCCCGGUUGUGGUGAAGAUGGGUCACGCCCAUGCAGGCAUGGGAAAGAUUAAAGUGGAGACUUCUAACGACUUCCAGGACAUCACCAGCGUGGUGGCACUAGCCAAAACUUACGCCACAGCAGAGCCCUUUGUAGACUCCAAGUACGACAUCCGCAUCCAAAAAAUUGGCAACAACUACAAAGCAUACAUGAGGACGUCCAUUUCAGGAAACUGGAAGGCCAACACAGGCUCUGCCAUGCUGGAGCAAAUCGCUAUGACAGAUAGGUAUCGUCUGUGGGUUGACUCAUGUGCUGAGAUGUUUGGAGGCCUGGAUAUUUGUGCUGUGAAGGCCGUCCAUGGAAAAGAUGGCAAGGAUUAUAUUAUAGAGGUGAUGGACAGCUCCAUGCCACUGAUUGGUGAACACAUAGAGGAGGACAAGCAGCUCAUUGCUGAUCUGGUCCUCAGCAGGAUGACCUUCACCCUGCUGGGCAUCACCUCACCCCAGCCAUCCUCUGCCAAGACACAGGCCAGUCCACAGACAACCCAGCCCAGACGAUCUCAAGGAGGUCCUCGCUCUGCCUCUGGGUCCCCAUCCCAGUCUGGACAGGGCUCUCCCCAGCGCACCCGCUCCGCUACCACCUCUCCCAGUCAGGCCUUCCAGCCGGGCCCCAUACCAGCCUCAGGCUCAGGUGGAGCUGCUCAGAAACAAGCCCCACUGCUUAACAAAUCCCAGUCACUGACGAACACCUUCACAGAGACGCUGAGGGGCAACCCAACGGACGACGAGGCCAAGGCCGAGACCAUCCGCAGCCUGCGCCAGUCCUUCGCCAGCCUGUUCUCCGACUAGUGUCCGCCAUUCACCAUCGCCAGCUCCUUUGGGAUGUCCCGAAGGCCAGCAGGUCCUGGGCAAAGCUUAAGGAAGUGGAAACAGCCUGAGCAUAUGAGUGGAGGAUGAGGUGCUGUAGGCUAGGGUUUAUGUCACUGUACCAAUUCUGGGUGUGGGUGUUUGUGAAACCUGCCUUUAAAAGCCACUGUUACCCCCUUAAAAGACCAAUAACCAUUGCAAACAUUUCAUCCACCGCUUUGAAGUAUAAGCAUCUACAGACUCUACAACAUGGGGGUCUCUCAGUAGAUGUGCUCUCAUCCUUUCAACAAGGUUUAACUUCCUUGUUUAACCACAGCAUAAUUAUGGAAAGGAUCCGCGAGACAAGGGCUCGUGUUUAUUUUCCAGGUCUUUUAUUUUUCAGAGUUUUUUAUUAUUCUAGUAUACCUAGUAAUGGUAGUGUACACAGUAUGUUAAAUGUAAAUCCUCAUGUGUAACUAAAGAAGGUUUGACUCAUUUCCAGUGAAACCAGAAUGGCCGUAGCAUUGUUUCUCUCUCUUCUCAUUUUAGUUGUAAUAGAUAUAGAUAUUAAUUAUAAUAUAGUCCCUCAGACUCAUGCAGUUUGGCUGAUACAGUAUUUAUGUCACAUGGCAAUAUUUCCACAGUGGGAAUAUCAGUAUACUUUUUAUUUGUAUGUGGCUCAGUCUUCCAUUACUAACAAAUCUUCCCUUUAUAAAUGAAGAUAUUACUUGACAGUGUAUGCACUGAAAAUAUUAUUACACUCUCUUCUGGGCAUUGUACAUGACUUAUCUCCAUGCUGAGAAUCUUUGACAGUGAUAAUUGAGGAAGGGAACAUAAAAAACUACAUAAAUAAGCAAUGAUGAAAGGAGGAAAGUAUAACGAUGACCUAAGGGGUCACACCUGAAAGCCAUCAGUUCACUGACAUAUUAACCUUUUGCCACAUUUUGAGAUUGCUCAAUAUUCACGAUGUCAUAUUUGCCUGUCUCUAAUUGUUUUGUUUAAUUUUUGCAUAGUACAAUAUAAGGACGUGUUUUUGGUCAUGAAUUGUCACUUUCACUGUGAGAAUGAGUAGCUGAGUGUAUUUCAUACUUUUGACGAUCAAAUGGACCAAAUUCUAUUUGUUUAAAAAAAGGUGAUGCUACUGAUUUUUCUUUUUUUCUGUGUGUGUAUGAGAGAGAGAGAGAAUGCCCAAUCUCUUUGUGCUUUGUCAGUUUCCUCUAUUUACAUGCACGUAAUUAAGUGCGAUAAAGAGCCAUAAAGUAGUCAUGAGGAAUUCUUCUGAGGAGCUCUGACUUUCUCAUCUGUUUCAAUAUGUUCACUUUCUCUUCUACUUACAUGUUUGUAAGUAUUAAGCUACUACAUUUGUUGCUAAGUUUCAUUUGUUAAAUAUUUGAUAUAAAUAUGCUAUGGUAAUUGUGAUAUAAUUAAGUUGAAAUAUGUACAUAAUACGUAGAAUUUUGAUUAGUAUGUGCCAGUUUCUUAGUCAGCUGACAAAGUAAUAAAUGCAAUGAACUGUCAAAGCAGUUGGAUAAUUGUGUUUACAACAAACUACAAAUUUGCUGUGGUCUUGUGUAUUUUAUAUUUAUUUAUUUUUCCUUUAUUUAAAUAUCUUUUUUUUUGUUUUAUCCUGUUUUAGUAAUAGUGAAAAAUAUGUUAUUAGUAUGUAUUUCUGGAUUUCUGAUAUUUCCCCCUAAUAUUUGACAAUUCUGAGUAUAAUCAUUGAUGGGAAGAUUAGCCUUAAACUAAGACAGCUGUUGGUUAUCACUUGGCUUGCAGUCACAAGGGUGCCUUAUGGCUCCCAUCUCAGUACAUGCAAAUAGAUUAUUUGACACAUUAUGUAGUAAACAGUUUUUUUCUUGUCUUUUUAAAAUUAUUUUUUCUAUCAGCCCUAUUAAUUUAAGUUGGAACAUGAUUCGCACUGCAUGUAAUUUUACAGACAUUGAGCAGAACCAGCUAGUGCUGAUCAUAAAUCAGUUUCUCCAACCUUGUGCUGAAUUCAGAAUAAUUUCAUCCAGUAUGCCUCAAAUGUACGCACACAUCCACAGGAAAAAAAGACACACAGAACUCACACACAAACCUGCAAAUGAAGACAUUACAAAAAUAUACAAAUAUACUCAAAGGCAUUAUAAGAAUACACAUUAGAACACAUUUAUAUGUUUUGUCAUACUACAAUGAGUGUAUGCAGUGUAGUGGUUUUAUUAGAUGUAUCUGUGGCAUGGUUAGAAUUUCUAUCUGCUUCUCUGUAGUGUAGUUUAGUCCUGUAGAUCAGUUUAUGUCUGAAUGCUUUAUGGAUUGUAUGUGUCACUACAUGUGCUUUAAUGUAACACAUACCAUUUGGUUAUGGUUUUUGUUCCCUCUUUUGAGUAAUGGAAAUGCUAUUAAAAUGGACAGUGUUUAAUAUA